AUGGACCAGGCUAAUUUUGCCGUUGAAUAUAAACUGAAUCAACGAUAUGGAUUUGGUUUAAUUUUGGAUGAGAGUGAUACUAAUGUAUUUGAUCAAACUGGCUUUGCCGCAUUGCUACCUGUCACCUUCUCGAAACUCUCUCACCUGCGCUCCGUCGUACUUGCUGGCACGCCACUUCAAGAUCGUAUUAGCGCUUUUCUGGCCAGCGCAUCUCCUUCAGGUGGACACUACGCAAUCCCAUCAUCCACUGCCAUCUCUUCGAGUGUUAACUACACUUCAUCCACUCCAAUUGCCCAUUCAUCCUCUGCCUCUUCCUCCGGCAUUUCCACUUUCGCCUCCUUUAAUUCUGUCUCUUCCCGAUUUACAUCUCAAUCAACAGCCAUUUCAUCAAAUCCAGUCAUCCCUAGCUCUACUAAUGCCUCUUAUUCAUGCUCGAUCUCCUCUUCCGCCAACCGUUCUGGAGGAACUACGAUGACCACUGGCCUUAGUUCUGGCCUCGCCUCUCAAAAGGAAACAAUGUUCACAGGCUCUGGGGAGGUUGAUGCUGCCACUCUAUUCGCCUUUAUCAACUCAAUGACGCACAGGUGA
Protopolystoma xenopodis is the source of this 588-nucleotide messenger RNA. Lineage: Eukaryota; Metazoa; Platyhelminthes; Monogenea; Polystomatidea; Polystomatidae. The record is from the annotation of a GenBank genome assembly.